Polyodon spathula (Mississippi paddlefish) is the source of this 1113-nucleotide messenger RNA. Its product is annotated as SIN3-HDAC complex-associated factor-like. The record is from RefSeq and is a predicted model, not a curated record. Gene Ontology annotation, biological process: negative regulation of cell migration. The coding region runs from base 149 to 799 and encodes 216 amino acids. NCBI's taxonomy places the organism in Eukaryota, Metazoa, Chordata, Actinopteri, Acipenseriformes, Polyodontidae. The transcript has 6 exons.
AUGUUUUUAUGUAAUUAUAUGCUAAUAUCCAGCUGUAUGCAGCAGGCGUAGUAAGGCAUGCGCAGUUACCUAGUAAGAAAACAGCAAGAAUUCAAAGUUUUUGUUUGUAUCGCAUUUGUCUUGAUCUCUGCACCCAUCGACAAGGGAGAUGUUUGGUUUUCAUAAAUCGAAGAUAUAUCGCAGCCACGAAGGCUGCUGCAUCUGCAAGACCAAGUCUUCCAGCUCGCGAUUCACAGACAGCGGAAGAUAUGAGGAAACCUUCAGACUCUGUUUUGGGUUGUUGGAGGACCGGAUUGGAGAUAUCUGCAAUGCCUGUGUUCUGUUGGUAAAGAGAUGGAAAAAGCUGCCUCUUGGGUCUAAAAAGAACUGGAACCAUGUAGUGGAUGCGCGAGCGGGACCAGGCUUCAAACUCACAAAGCCCAAAAAGAUGAAAAGUUGCGACAGCAAAAAGAUGAAAAGCAAACUCAAGAAACUCCACAAGUUGAAAAGGCAAAACUCUGAUGCUAACAGCACAGCAUCCAGCGCCUCUCCCUCACAGUCUCCCAGCUACAGCAACCACUCCGAUGAGGGUUCAGAUAUCGAAGCCAAGCGCAGGCAUUCCUCCUCAGCUGCAGGCUUUUCUUUCAUAGACCUCACAUACUGGAAAAGACAAAAGGUGUGCUGUGGCAUUAUUUAUAAAGGUCGUUUUGGGGAAGUCAUGAUCGACCCUCGGCUUUUCAAGCCAUGCUGCAGUACGAAGAAGUCGGAGUCCCUCUCGCAGCCAGACGCAUCUCCACAGGACGUGAAAGAAGACUGGUAAUUGAGAUCAGGCGCUGCUAGCCAUUCUCGGCACCCUUCUGGGUGCGCCUUUAGUGUUGUCUCCAGUGGCAGACUCGCAUUUAUAUACCCCCCUUCUUAUUAAUUCUUGUUUUUAUUGUUUUUCAUAAACUGUAAUUAGAACCUAAUGUAAAUGACUAAAGCCAGAUGAACUGUUUGACUUUAUUUUCAUUUUGAAAAUCAGUUUUGCUGUUUUUUUUAUUUUUAUUAUAAAGAAAAACAAAAUGGAGUUUUCAAACUAUGGGCAUUAGUAAAGUAUUUAUAGAAUCAGGAGCUUUAUUAUAUCUGGCCUAAAAG